Serinus canaria (Common canary) is the source of this 4883-nucleotide messenger RNA. It is a transcript of the gene MUC4, whose product is annotated as mucin 4, cell surface associated. Bases 55 to 4473 code for a protein of 1472 amino acids. Gene Ontology annotation, biological process: cell-matrix adhesion. Lineage: Eukaryota; Metazoa; Chordata; Aves; Passeriformes; Fringillidae. Gene Ontology annotation, molecular function: calcium ion binding. The transcript has 28 exons. The record is from RefSeq and is a predicted model, not a curated record.
CCCACCGAGUCAGCAACAGGCACCACUUCUCCUGCCUCCAUCAGGUACCACGACAUGGGACAAGCAGCGAGCACAUCACCUCCUGCCUUCCAGACAUAUCCAGGGGCACCUGCCUGGAAGGAGAAAACAGCCAUCAGCACCACAGCCACUGCUGCAGGGAACAGCACUGACACCACUGCCACCACUGCCACUACUGCAGGCAGCACCACUGUCACCACUGCCAUCACUGCCCCCACUGCAGGCAGCACCACUGCCCCUGCUGCAGGAAACAGCACUGCCAUCACUGCCUCCACUGCAGGCAGCACCACUGCCUCCACUGCAGGCAGCACCACUGCCACCACUGCAGGGAACAGCACUGCCACCACUGCCACCACUGCAGACAGAACCACUGCCACCACUGCAGACAGAACCACUGCCACCACUGCUGGGAACAGUACUGCCACCACUGCAGGCAGCACCAUGGCCAUCACUGGAGGGUACAUCACUGCCACCACUGCAGGCAGCACCACUGCCACCACUACCACCAUUGCAGACAGCACCACUGCCACCACUGCAGACAGCACCACUGCCACCACUGCAGGCAGCACCACUGCCACUGCCACAGAGAACAUCACUGCCACCACUGCCAUCACUGCAGGGAACACCACUGCCACCACUGUAGGAGGCGCCACGGCAGGAGGCGCCAUGGCAGGAGGCACCACGGCUAUUGCAUCCACAGCCUCCGUGAGCCCAGACAAGGAGGCGGGAAGUCUCCCAGGUACCAUGGCACCAGUGACACAACAAGCCACCACCAGCCCUGCUACCACCCUGUCUCAUGCCUUUGGGACACAGAGAGGACCAUCCACUGAACUGAGCACAGCUGCCCACACCACCACUGGGCACAGAACUCCUGCACCUGAGCCCCAACCCACCCAUGAGCUUAUCAAGCCAGCGACUUCACUCUACCCCUUUGGCGUGGAAGGAGGGGAUCAAGAGUACGUCCGGAGGAUGGUGGAUUUUAACUCACCCCUGUUCAAGCCAGAAAUUGGAUUUCCCUUUGGGAAGUCACUGCGAGAUGCUCUCUACUUUACAGAUAACGGACAGAUCAUUUUUCCACCCACGGACAACCAUGUCCCAUCCAACCCCAACCCCCCUCCCCGGGGCUUCACUGGCCGGGAGAGCUUGCCCAUGGUGGCUGCCUUUUGGGACGAUGCAGACUUUUCCAAGGGUGUUGGCACCACUUGGUACCAGGAGUACUCUACACUCAGCUCUACCCAAGACCCUGUUGUCCAAGAUGUGGAAGCAAAGAUUGAGAAAUACCUAAAAAUCCCCUAUGUGGCAAAAUGGACCUUGAAGGUCACGUGGGAGAAAGCUCCAGCGUACCCAUCCCGGAGGGAUGACAUUCAGACGAGCACCUACCAGGCAGUGCUCAGCACCGACGGGAACCGCUCCUUCGCCCUGCUGCUCUACCAGGACGGGGGGAUGCGCUGGGACUACAGCAGGCUGGCUGCACCCAACGUGCUGAUUGGCUUCUCCAGUGGCAAUGGCUAUGCCCAAAACAACGAGCUGACUCAGAAGCCACCAGCUGUCAAAUACCGACCAGACCAGCACAGCAGCACCGGCUCCGAUGUGCGUGGGCUGUGGAUUUACAGACUGGACAGUCGCUCCCGGGUGAAUUACAGGCUGCAAUGCCUGGCGUGGCUGGACACGGAGCCAGCGCCGGCCACCUGGAACAGCCAGCUGCCACCAUGCCCCUGCUCCCGGCCCCAGGCAGAGCUGGAUCCCCGCUACCACUGGAGCAGAGGCCCAGCAGACACCUCCGUGAGGAUGCUCCGCACUGCGUCCCCCAGCCCAGCUGGAGCUGGAGUACGAUGUCUGUACCAAGGUGGGAGCCUGCUCGAAGGCUGGCAGGAGAGAGCAUGGAGCCCCCCCUUCCAUGCUGUCACAGACACAGAGUUGGAAGCGUUCAACUGGUGCUGCCGGCGUGUGGGGAAGCCCCUGUUCUGUGCCAGGUUUGCUGAGAAGAGACCAAGGGUUGACUGUGAAGGAUAUGUGCCACCCACCCCUGCUGGUGCCUUCGGGGACCCUCACAUCACCACCCUGGAUGGACUCACCUACACCUUCAAUGGGCUUGGGGACUUUGUCCUGCUGCUGGCCAGUGAUGCCCAGAGCAGCUUCAUUUUGCACGGGCGCACAGCACAGACUGGCAUGGCCCAGGCCACCAACUUUGUGGCCUUUGCUGCCCAAUAUAUCUCCAACACCACCACAACAGUUGAGUGGACCUUGGGGAGCCAGGAUGACAUCCAAGUCCUCCUGAACAACGAAACCAUCCGGUUUUCCUAUUCCCAAGGCCUGGGUGACGAGGUGUACUACAGCCCUGGUAUCCUGCUGGUCAACGCCUCCUCUGUCACGGCCGUCUUUGAUGGGACUGUGGCUGUCUCUGUCUCGGCCACCUCUGGGAUCCUCAGCGUGGUCUGCAGCCUGCCCAGCUGGUACCACAACAGCACCAGCGGCCUCCUGGGUGUGUGGGACCAUGACCCUGCAGAUGACUUCCAGAUGCCAAAUGGUACUAGCAUCCCUGUGAACAGCAGUGAGGAGGAGAUCUACAGCUAUGGGAUGACCUGGGCUGUUGGGGAGCACAGCCUGUUCACUCAGCCUCUGGACUCACCAGCACUGAACUUCACACCCUUCUUCUUGUCUCGGCUGCGGCAGGAGAAUGAAAGCCAGUACGAGCUGGUGGCCUCUCAGUGUCACGGCAGCAAGGAGUGCAUCUAUGAUUCACUGAGCACAGGGAACUUGGCCCUGGGCUUGGCCACCCAGAGCCUUGCAGCCGACUUCCAGCAGAGGAAGACAGCACUCAAUGCCUUCCCUCCCAUCAUCACCGGUGACGCAUCAAUCACGGCCUUCAGGACAGAGAAGGUCACAAGGCAGUACCAUGCCUUGGGGGCGGGUGCACGCUUCAUUCCCCAUCUUUCACCACAGCUCAACAUAUCAGAGAACGGCACCCUCAUAUGGGAGCCCCGUGGGAUAGCCCCAUUCACCAUCAACCUGGAGGCUGUUGGCUCCAACAACAUCUCUGCACUCCUCCGGCUCCGCUUCAUCCUUUGCAGAUGUAGCAGGAGCCAGGACUGUGACUACAGCAACACUGUCACUCUCGGGGAGUCUUCCCUGCAGCUGGCAGCCUGCAGAUGCGAGAGUGGCUACUCAGGUGCCCUCUGCCAGAACCCUCCGGACCCCUGCUUCCAGGGAUGCUUCCCUGGUGUGGGAUGUGACCCUUUCAGUGGUUGUGGCCCCUGCCCAGCUGGCCUGACGGGGGAUGGAGAGCACUGCUCAGAUAUUGAUGAGUGCACGCAGGGGACGGAGUGCCCGGGGAACAGCACCUGCACCAACACUGUGGGCAGCUACAUCUGCUCCUGCCUGGCCAGUGAGCAGGGUGAGAGGCCAGGCUGUGGCUCAGACUGCAGCUACCACUCCUGCCCUGAGGGCUACUGCAGCAACGGGGGACACUGCCACCUUCACCCCAUCACUUGUGCCCCCACCUGCUCCUGCCCCCCAGCUUUCACCGACCAGCGCUGCCUGGUGGCAGGGGGGGAUUUUCAGCCACUGCCCAGCUCAGGUCUCCCUCGGAGAAGCAUCCAGAUGAGGAUCAAGACACUGCAAAAUGCCACUGCUGAGGAAGUCAACAGCACUGUCUCAGCCAUCCUGGACUCCCUGGAGGUAAAGGCUUUCCAGAGCAACACCAACAUCACCCAGAUGACAGACAGCGAUGGCUUCACUUUCGUGGUGGUGUCCGAGUUUGCCUAUGACAGCCGCGGGACCGUCAUCCGCUUCCUGAACGAGGAGCUGCCUGCAGCCAUCACCGGCGCCUUCAACGGGCGGCGGCGGCGGCGGGGGGCGGGCACGGGGCUGCUCUUCCAGCGCCUGCACCGGGACAACAUCACUGACCUGGUGAAGCUGACAGUGGAUGAGCUGAGGGACUAUUUCCCCUGCUCUCUGUAUGGCUACAAAGGCUACCAGCUCCACUACAUGGGGACCAUUGGCUUCAUCUGCAUCUCCCCCUGCAAGAUGGGCUAUUGCCAGCACGGUGGCCAAUGUCAGCACCUGCCCGAGGGGCCCACGUGCAGCUGCCUGCCCUUCUCCAUCUACUCUCCGGCCGGCCUCCGGUGUGAGUGGCUGGCCAUCAGCCUGGCUGCCUUCCUCGGCAUCCUGCUGGGAGCCCUGGCUCUGCUCUGCCUCCUGUUUGCCAUCGCCUGCCUGGCCCUGCGCCUCUGCCGCCGGCACCACCACUUCAAUUCACAUGGGGCCAAGGAAACCUUGUGGAGGACAAGGCCCUUCUCCUCUUUAACGAUGGCAGGAGAGCAAGCAGAGCCCACCAUCUCCCACUCCCUGGAAAGGCAUUGGAAACUGCAGCUCCAGGCCAUUGACCCUUCAGUCCAGAUAAGGAUCCAGAGACCCCACGUUAUGCCUCCAAGCCAGUCCCCCCAGCAGCCCUAACCUGCCACCAGUCCUUUUCUGGCACCUCCAGGCUCACAGAGGAGCCAGACACUGCUGCCGGCUCCGCCGCUUGCUCUCGAGAUCUCCAGCAGCAGCAGCACAUGGAAGCAGGGGACAGGCAGCUGCCUUUUGGGUUCUGGGAGGAUUCUGAAGGAGGUGCUUUUUUGAAUGUGUGUUUAUCUUGAGUGACCAAAGCAGGAGCAUUUCACCUUCCCUGAGGACCUGCAGAGACACCUGGGAUCAUCCUUGAAUGUGUCUGCACCAGGGGUAUGUGCUACUGCAAUAUAACCAGACCCUGCAGAUCCCCUGAGAGCAGGGUCAGGUGGGGCAAUGCAGUGAUUGUAAUCCCUUAGGAACCAAAUAGAAUAAACCAAAAAUGUUGGCUUGCUGUUAAAUUAUCUGCACCUCAA